Heterobilharzia americana is the source of this 1112-nucleotide messenger RNA. Lineage: Eukaryota; Metazoa; Platyhelminthes; Trematoda; Strigeidida; Schistosomatidae. The record is from the annotation of a GenBank genome assembly.
GUUUGACCUUCAAGCUUAACACCUCUGAGCAUUAUGAACAACGCAGUUAAUGAACGAGUGUUUCAGUGGCUGACUGAAGUAAGGGUUCUGGAUGGAGGAUUUGGAACCGAAUGUCAAAGAAGAUCAAAUCUGCAAAUUGAUGGGCAUAUGGCUUGGAGCUCCAGGUUACUGAAGGAAGAUCCGGAACUUGUCGUUGAGAUACACAAGUCUUUUCUUCGUGCGGUUGUGAUGUGAUUUCUACAAACACUUAUCAGGCGUCGCCCACAACAUUGGAUAAAGCACUUGGAAUAACGCAAGAAGAAGCAGAAAAUCUAAUGCGUACCGCUGUAUGUUUGGCAAGAAGAGCUUGUAAAGAAGAGAAUAAUUUAGAUAAUCAGAUUGAAUUCCAUAGGAAAUUGCCUAUUCUGAUUGCUGGAUCUUUGGGUCCUUAUGGAGCUUGCAUUGCUGAUGGGUCAGAGUAUACUGGAUCUUAUUCAUCGGCAGUAACAUUCAAUGAGCUAGUUAAAUUUCAUUAUUCAAGAGCACAUAUUUUGCUACAAUCUGGAGUAGAUUUUAUAGCGUGGGAGACUGUGCCACUUUUAAUUGAAGUUUCAGCAAUAUGCGAAGUUAUGCGUAGACUAUCAUCAGCCUACUGCUGGAUUUCUGUCUCUUCAUCAGAUGGUAAGACAACAUCAGGUGGGGAUCUUCUGUCAUCUGUUGCGCAUGAAGUACAGAAGUGUGAACAGGUUUUCGGUAUUGGGGUCAAUUGUAACAUACCACAUAAUCUUAUUGGUGAAGCACUUGAAAACUUAACAUUUAAAAAUUCAACAGAAUGUAAAACUACCUCAAGAAAAUUAUUGUUAUUUUAUGCGAAUGAUGGUCGUUUAUGGAUGCCAAAUGAUCUUAUAGGACAACCAGCAUGUCACGCACAAAAUGGCGGUGAAAGCUGGCUUCAAAGUACUAUGCGAUGGGCUAAACGUCGAGAAAUCCAAGAUACUGAUCACCCGCAGCAACUGACAGAUAGUUAUAAUCAUCCUUUAGCUCACUGGGUUGGAGGUUGUUGCAACGUUGGACCUGAUCACAUAAAACGACUUGCAAAAUGGAUGAAGCCUGAUGAAUUUAUUGUUUGCUAA